Ostrea edulis (European flat oyster) is the source of this 4862-nucleotide messenger RNA. Its product is annotated as rho GTPase-activating protein 24-like. The record is from RefSeq and is a predicted model, not a curated record. Gene Ontology annotation, molecular function: GTPase activator activity. The transcript has 6 exons. Gene Ontology annotation, biological process: activation of GTPase activity; signal transduction. NCBI's taxonomy places the organism in Eukaryota, Metazoa, Mollusca, Bivalvia, Ostreida, Ostreidae. Bases 253 to 2007 code for a protein of 584 amino acids.
AAACAUGUGCACACAGGAAGUAAUAUGGAAAGAGGAUAAUGCCAAAGAGCAGAAAGCCGACAAAUGAUGUAAAGUUAAUUGUAAGGUGUGUACAUGGCAUUUAUUUAUGCAAACCGUUAUUGUUCACGGUAGUACGAUGCAAUUGCAUGUUUGAGUAUUGCUGUCCUCAUAGUUUUGUUGUUUGUUUUUUCGUCUGAACUUCCGUGUUUGUCAAACAUCAGAUCCUGCUUAGCAAACUGCAAAGAAGAAAACAUGGCUUCGGCCCAACGAAAGCGGACAAUACGAUGUGGUUGGCUGAAGAAGCAAGGAGGAAUGGUGAGAACAUGGCACAGACGAUGGUUCUGUCUGAACAAUGACUUCCUGUUUUAUUUUGCCAAAGAGGAUGACUCACGUCCAUUGGGAUGCAUAUUUCUCCCAGGAAACAGAGUGUCUGAGGUUCCUUUUAACCCCGAUGAACCCGAGAAAUGUUUAUUUGAGAUCAGUGCAGACGUGUCUUUAAUGGAUGACCCAGGGAAAGGGCAAGCAAAGAUAACUCCUAACCAUGAAACAUACAUCUUGUGGGCGGCAAAUGAUGAAGAACGACAAAAAUGGAUCAAAGACAUGAGAAAGGUCAUGUACUCUUCAUUUGGAGGAGCUAUAUUUGGACAAAGUUUAGAAGAAACGAUGGCCUAUGAACACAAACUCAAUAGGAAAAUGCCUUAUAUCAUGGAGCAGUGUGUCAAUUUCUUGACAGAGAAUGGACUAGAUGUAGAAGGCAUUUUUAGAUUACCUGGUCGGAAUUUGCUGAUAAAGGAACUAAAAGAACGAUUUGACUCUGCAGAACGUGUUGUUUUUGAUAUUGAGGAGGUAGAUGUACAUACUGUAGCCUCCUUGUUAAAACUCUAUCUCAGAGAACUACCUCAGUCAGUGAUACCAGCAGAGUACUACCAGAAGUUUAUGAACAUUGCCCUCAGAUUUCAGGGGGCACAGGCACCUGAAGAUAAGCAGAAAGCCAUUGUUGAUUUACAACUCUCCAUAACUGAGAUCCCUUCAGAUAAUUUUAAUGUUUUGUCCUUCUUAUGUAAAUUUUUGGCUCUUGUCGGCAGAAAUUCAGACGUCAACAAGAUGACUGUACUGAAUAUUGCUACAGUGUUUGGACCAAAUAUCAUUCGAAAUGUCUCUGAAGCAGACAGUGCAGAGUUGCUCAUGGCAACAGCUGAUAUUACCCAACAGCUAGUCUUUAUGAUGAUUGAGUACGAAAAAGAAGUGUUUGUGGAAAAACAGUUAGAAGCUGUACCAAUUGGCAACCUAUUGGACCUAGAGACCGAGGACAGCACUAUUGCUCUCAAGCCAACUUCGCUCAAUCUCAUGGACUGCAUCACUAGGGAAUUAUAUGGUACAAAUGUCUCAACAAAUGUUGAGAAUUUUCAAAACCUGGAUUUUAAUCAGUUAUCUUUGGAUCGUGAAUCUAUUUCCCCUGGUGUAGAGGAAAAGCCUGUUCCUCCUGUGAGGAGGAAGAGAGUCAGCAACAGACAUGGCAACAACAGAAGGGUGGUGAUGUCCCAGGUUACAGAUGAACUAGAAACCCAUUUUCCAGUCGACCAAGAAUCAGAACCUGUGAUUCCAGAGUCAAAAUCUACAGAGUCAGAGUUACCUAAUGGCCAGUCAGGGGAGGAAAUCCCUGAACAAGAGGAGGAUGUUAACACCAAGUGUCAUCGUUUAGAAAGGGAAAAUAAGUAUCUGCAGGAGACUAGUGUGAAGCAGGGAGUGAAGAUAAAUGAAAUGCAAAUGAAAAUAACAAGACUUGAAAGGUACAUCAAGGAACUGACAACAAGUAACUCAGUUAUUGUACAAAGAUAUGAGACCAGAAUUUCUACCAUGGACAAUGCCCAUAGAACUUCUGUGAAAACACUCCAAGACAAAUUGGCUGCCGAGAAGAAAUCCACAGAUGAAGCAGUCAAGCGUGUCAUGAUUUUGCAGUCUCAGCUUCAGCAUUAUAACUUGAAGUUUGGUGAACUACCCGAUUAAUUUUCGGAAAGUGAACCAUUGAGUUGGGGUGGAAUUACAGUUAACAAAACUUUGUAGUGUAGCCAGUGAAUUACUGUACAGUGUUUGCAUAGAAAACAAAAAAGUGAAUGUUAUGUAGCCCCUAACUACAUGCAAAUCUGCUUUAUGAUGGAACUCCAUCACCAAUAUCUAUAUUUUAGAUUAAAGUAACAGUUGUUGGGCCUAACAUUGUACUAAAUUUUGCUUGGGUUGACAUUUGCAUUUUUUCUUUAAAAAUCUUGCAAAUCUAUGGUGUGGAACUUUAUACCUGGCAUAUAUAAGGUUCUUUAUUUACUAUUUUCCUUCUGUGAUGAAUCAGUUUAUGACAAAAUAAAAUUUAUUUUAUUUUUUUCUAGAAAUUUUAAGAAUAUGCCCCUCUGUAUAGCCUAUUUUUACUGUCUCCUGCUCUGUAGUGUAUCUGAGAAUGGCAUUACAACAUUACAAACAUACUUUGACCAUUACUUUAUCUCCUGUUUAUAAACAGGAUGGUGCACACUAUUAGUACAUGUAUUUCUUUGUUCAUACUAUCAGUAGUAUUUGUAAUCACAAAUGAAAGUAGGUCCAUAUAAUAUCCAUGAUGUUCACAAAUCAAAGUCCAGAUAUUGUUCUAUGUAAUAUAUGCAAUCAUGAUAUAAUUUUCUGUGUCAUUGAUGACCCUGCAAAUGAGAUUACGUAUCCCAGUACAUGUGUACUGGAUAUCAAAUCUCCACAUGUAACCAACCUUUUUCUUAUCAUGCUAAAUUUUUGUUUGUAUUCUGUUUUACAAGUUCUUAUUUCACACAAAAUUUUAAAUAUCUGAGCCACCAGAACACUCGAGAAAUCACUCAUGAUAUGUAUACCAAUUACGGUACACAACUUACUAACUAUGUAAAAUUUUAUACUAGUAAACAGAAAUAAUUAACAUGUACUAAUAUUGCAAUAUAUAUUUAUUUAUUGUAAAACUCUUUCUGCUCCAGUUUAUGUACUAUACAUGUUUAUUGAAGGACUUCUCAGCAAUUUAUAAAUUGAAGUUUCUUCAAGGAAUCACUUUCUUUUCUCUUACGUUUUGCUCAUAAUACUCCUUAUAGAACAAAUAUACUUUUGUUUACUUUUCUGACAAUAGCAAUAUCAACUGCAAUAUCCUUGCCAUUGUAGCAAGACAAGAUAUUUAAGUACAACAUUCAUCAAGUAUAUGUUGUUAUAUUAUCAAUCUAAUCUACUGUAAGUGCCAAUUCAAGUCACUUGAUUUACUCCAGUGACACAUUGUGACCUGUUCCUGUUUGUUGUGCAGUGUGUGUCAUCCAUCAUCUUUGAACAUUUUUUUUUUUUGGAAACUUCUCAACCAAUUUAAAUUUGUAGUAUCUAUGGAUGUAGUAGAACAAAAAUUGUUACUCUCAAGGUUCAUGCCCCCUGAGGAUCGAGGCCGAUACAUGUACUUCCAAUAGUAGUGUUGUGCAUGUUUAUCUUUAAAGAUCUUCCAUAUUCCACACAUCUAGAAAGCAGACCGAGUGCAUAAAUACAAUCACAAGGGCUAAGCCAGUUUGGACCCGCACUCUGUGAUACUAUAUAUAUAUUUAUGGUAUCACAAAGUUCGGGCCCAAACGGGCUUAACCCCUGUGAAUACAAUGAACAAGGAAGUCUCUACCGAAACCAUGAAAUUAAUAGCCCCUGGAUGAGAAGUUCAAACCUUAAAGUAGGGCUAGAAAUUAGUCACAUUGUAAAAUUGCAUUUUAAUAAAAUCUUCUCCAUUUCUGAACAUGUAACAUAUUCAAACUUGGAUUCUUAAACAUGUAACAUUCAAACUAGGUGUGUAUAGUGAUAAUUAGCAGAAACAAAACACCAAAAUUGUGAAAUUCUUGAUCCCCUGAGGGGAUUCAGGCUAUAAGGUGGUAAAUAAAUUAGUCAUAUAAUGAAAAUGCAUUUUUUUAAAUAUUUAAAUUAAAAGUAUUUUACUGGUGAAUAUGAAGCAAACUAGAUGAAUAGUUUUCAUGAGCAAAAAGGAUUUGACAAGAACAGAAAUUCAUGGUACAAGUGUCAGGAGUUUGGCCCCUUGGGUUGGGUUGGGUUACGGUAUAUUGGUCACUUCUUGUAAAUGCAUUUAAAAUCUUUACAAGAAAUCUUAUUUACUCCUAGACAUGCAGCAUUCAGAGUGGGUGUGUAAUAACUAAGUGUAUUUCUCCUGUGUAUGUGGUAAAUCUUAAAGUUUCUUAAUAUUAAUGUUAUGAAGUGAUUUAGAAUGAUUAUCAAUCAAAGCGAACACAACAAGCUUAUUCAGUUAUCUUGGGGAUGGGAUGAAAAAUGAGAUGGGGUCACAACAUGCAAUUUAGAAUUGUUGGAAAUUUUUAUGGGAAAAAGAAUACUGAUAUUUCAAAGAAUAUCGCCUUUGACUGAAAUGAAAAUGUGGUCCUGUAGUUGCUAGAUGAAAGGCCCUCUUAGUGCUUGUACCAAGAGCAACGUACUUAUAUAAGUUGAGUUUCUUGUGGUAUGGUACUCAGGUAACCGUUUAGGCCCAUGAACCUGUUACAUGUAACAGGUGCUAAGGUCGUGUUAUGUAUAUGCUACAGAAGCAUACUAGCACUAGAACAAUUUAUCUACUUUUCUGUUCAACUGAUUUUUCUCCACUCUGUUGAUUCUUCAAGUUUAAACUUUUUCACAAUCACAAUCAAUUUUUGUGCUCAAGACUUUGGUUUUCAUAAGCUAAUGUGAUGUUGAUUUACUUGUGACUUUUUGUCUGUGCAAUUGUCUUUGCAAUUUUUCUUUGGCUGUUACAUUAUUUGACUUUGGUGCUGAUACUUAUUAACAUUAUUUCUUUUCUUGUUAUCAAAACGAUUUUGAUUAAAGUCGAUAAAAUAUGAGAA